UCUUUCACUUCAACUCUCAAACAAAGUCUUCUUCGUUUCGAUCUUUGUGUAUUCUACUCUUCACCCUGAGAAAAAUGGAGGAGGCACUUAGGAGACUUAGUGGGAUAACCCAUUUAACAGAAUGUGACCCAAGAGAUACCAUCGCUGACCACAGCCCAACCACCACAACUGUUACUACCAGUACCAUCUCCACCAACAACAAAAGGACUUUAAAAGAAAGCGGUAAUGUUGGCAGUGGAACCAUAAGGUACCGUGGGGUUCGCCGUAGGCCGUGGGGUCGCUAUGCUGCUGAGAUACGGGACCCUCAGUCUAAGGAGAGGCGUUGGCUGGGGACCUUUGACACGGCGGAGGAAGCUGCGUGUGCCUAUGACUGCGCAGCUCGAGCCAUGCGUGGUUUCAAGGCUCGUACAAACUUUGUUUAUCCGGUUACUGAGCAUCUCUCAAUGCCUGAUCAUCUCCUCCCUGCGUUUAAUUUCUCUAUACCGCUACAGCCGUCUGUUAGAGAUUUACCUUCUCGCCAAUUUAACCCUUCUUCUCACUGGUCAUCUUGCGCUAAUCCUCAUGUUGCGGAUCAUCCCUUCUCUCCUGAACAGAAGAAUUCCUCACUUAAUAUGUUACUUUUACGUGACUUCUUGAAUUCUUCUUCGAAUUCUUCUUUGUAUACACCUACUCAAUCUUUAUAUGACCAGUUUCCUUGUGUUAACAACUCGUCUUCUUCUAAUCUUAGCGCUUUCCCUGGAGGUUCUUUGAUGAUGAAUAGUCCCUAUCGUCAUACCUUCAAAUGUUCCAGUGAUAUGAAUACUAAUGUAUCAUCCGAUACUUACUCAGGUUCUUCCAUGACUUUUCCUCUGAAUGAAAAUCGUCAAGGGUAUGAUAAUACCACCAUAGGCUCCACCAAAAUUACUUCUGUUCAAAGUGAUUGCACGGAAUUCUUGCCACAAGAGCCUUCAGAUUCUGGCUUGCUACAAGAAAUCAUUCAAGGGUUCUUCCCAAAACCUCUGUCGAGGAAAUGUGAUGAUUCUUCGGAAAUUUGUUCAAAUUACAACGAAGGGUCGGCUGGUGCUCCACCGCCGUCUGAUGUUUCGGUUAAUCAUUCACUGGAUGGAUUCAAGAGGGGGCUUGAAAAUGAGAAUUUGGGUUUCUACUUUGACUUCCAAGAUGGUCCUCAUCAACGGUUCGAGAAUUGCAAUGAAGUUUCUGGAUCUCAGGUGACGCCGUACCUGCAAGUGGGUGCAGAAUCCAUCACUAUUGAUGAUAUAUGUCAGUAUCCAGAACUUUUGAGUGCCUUGGCAGCUAGGGUUCAGAAUGUUUAACCUCUGAGUGUUGUGGAAAAGUCUAUUUAAGUUAUGCUCUAAUCUAAUUAGUUGGGUCUGGAGAUGAAUAUUGCUACUGAUCAUUGCUGCUUGUAGGGCUUUGGAUAUUUGGUUUCUGUAUUAGUUUAUAUCCAUAU
Mangifera indica (mango) is the source of this 1450-nucleotide messenger RNA. RefSeq names its product ethylene-responsive transcription factor ESR2-like. The transcript has a single exon. Gene Ontology annotation, molecular function: DNA-binding transcription factor activity; DNA binding. Bases 75 to 1313 code for a protein of 412 amino acids. Lineage: Eukaryota; Viridiplantae; Streptophyta; Magnoliopsida; Sapindales; Anacardiaceae. Gene Ontology annotation, biological process: regulation of DNA-templated transcription. The record is from RefSeq and is a predicted model, not a curated record.